AUGGGCAAGCGAGAAAAGAACUUCGACGGAUCGGUCAUGAAGGAGGAGGCCCUCGCUGCUUUAGAAGAACUCUUGAGCUUUCACGAGGAAGACUCGCGUGCAUCUCAAGGUGAGCUGGAGGAGCUGGAUCGCCUUCGAAGGCAGUGCCAAAAGCGAUCUUUGCAAAAUCUUUUUGCUGACGGACGUCGAAGUGCAGUGGCCUUUGCUGAUGUUCUUCGAUGGUGGUGGGAUAUGCCCGAGGAAUAUCGGGAAGCAGCAGGCCUUGCAGUUCCUGCCUCUGAGCUCCGACAGCGACUGCGGCGCCAACCCGAAGAGAUGUUCAGGGGCCCCUUGCGCCGAGUAGCCUCUGAAGCAUCAUUUGCUCGACAGGCACUUCGGGGGGCACGUGCGUGCCUUUGCAGAACUCAGGGCAUUGGCUGUCAGGCGAACCAUUGA
Molecule: messenger RNA, 435 nt
Organism: Durusdinium trenchii
Lineage: Eukaryota; Dinophyceae; Suessiales; Symbiodiniaceae
Source: the annotation of a GenBank genome assembly